Messenger RNA from Ilex paraguariensis (yerba mate), 258 nucleotides. The record is from the annotation of a GenBank genome assembly. NCBI's taxonomy places the organism in Eukaryota, Viridiplantae, Streptophyta, Magnoliopsida, Aquifoliales, Aquifoliaceae.
AUGGAGCAGAAGAUUGGUGUGAAUCAGGGGACAUCAAUUCAUUCUGGUCCCGAACCUUGGUUCUCUCAAGACAACACAGCUGCUGAAGAACUUUUGCUUACGGAAUAUCAACGAGAACAAAAGAUAACAGGGUCUGAUCACCAAGAGUUGAUAACACCACUUACAAGAUAUUGCCAAGGUGAUUUGGUGCACUUGCUGAGUGUUCAACCCGGGUGUUUUUUUUCAUCACAAUCACUCCUAAAUGCAGACUCCUGUUGA